Molecule: messenger RNA, 477 nt
Organism: Protopolystoma xenopodis
Lineage: Eukaryota; Metazoa; Platyhelminthes; Monogenea; Polystomatidea; Polystomatidae
Source: the annotation of a GenBank genome assembly
AUGACAGAGGACACAGGACUAGGUACGUUUCACAAAGUCUCUUUGACGCUCCUGCCAGGUCGAACCAACGCCAAGAACUACUUAUACUUAAUUAAUAGACUCAAGGAUAUAGAAGGGAGAGAACUUCUCAUUGGUACGGGGGAUAGCGAUCUUGUGAGGAUCGGUCAGCCUCUUUCUGACCUGACUUUGUCUGGCCAGACAGACGUUUUCUCUUCGCCUUCGCCUCUCUCGUUUCCUUCCGUUAUCUCCGACGCCUCCGGCUCUUCCUCUGUCGUCUCGAGUCUGGACGGCUCGGGCCUAACCGGCAGCCCCCCUGCCGGGCUGCCCUCGUUUGGCCGGUUCCAGUUCGUCGUAGACGUCGACGGCUGGCUCAACUUUACGGCUACAGAACAGGCGGCUACGAUGCGUCGAAUUUUCUUCUGUCUAGCCGAGAACUUGCUUGGCAAAAUCGUGUCGCGAAAAAUGAUUGUCCACCAA